CAUUAUACACGUGUUUUGCUUAUUUAAUUUUUAAUUAAUUUUAAACAUGAUUAAUUAAUUUUAAAUAUGAAUAAUAAAUUUGAUAGAUUUUAGCUAUUAAAUCUCUUUUCAAAAUGCAAGUAUCUUGUCCAAACAAUGUAAAAAUAUAUAACUUAAGUGCUGGGAAAUCUCUUCCAGAGUGGUUAUCUGAACGAAAAAGACGUGCUUUAUUAAAGAAAAAUAUUGAUAUACGACGUCGAAUUGAACUUAUUCAAGAUUUUGAUAUGCCUGGUAUUAGUACUUCUAUCAAAAUUACAAAUGAUGGACAAUAUAUUUUAGCAACAGGUAUAUAUAAACCACGUGUUAAAUGCUUUGAUGUAAAGAAUCUAUCUUUAAAGUUUGAAAGAUGUUUUGAUUCGGAAGCUAUUGCUUUUGAAAUAUUAUCAGAUGAUUAUAGUAAAUUAAUAUUUUUAUGUUGCGAUAGAAGCAUUCAAUUUCAUGUUGCUCAUGGAAAAUAUUACAUACUUAGAGUACCUCGUUUUGGAAGAGAUAUGAAAUAUCAUUAUCCAUCUUGUGAUAUUUUUGUUGUAGGAGAUAGUAACGAAAUUUACAGAAUAAAUCUUGAAAGAGGACAAUUUUUACAAUCUUUUUUAACAGAGGCAUCAUCAUUAAAUAAAUGUGAAAUAAAUCCUAUACAUCAUCUUCUUGUUAUUGGAACAGAAGAUGGAACAAUAGAAGCAUGGGAUCCUCGUGCUAGAAAUAAAGUUGGUAUUUUGGAUUGUGCUUUGCAUUGCAUUAAUCAAGAUAAUAAAUUAGAAAAAAUUCCUGCAAUUACUAGUUUAAAAUUUCAAGGAAGUUUAACAUUUGGAGUGGGCACAUCAACUGGACAAGUAUUAUUAUAUGACAUUCGUUCAAACAAACCAUUUUUAGUAAAAGAUCAUAUGUAUGGUUUACCUAUUAAAAAUAUUGAAUUCCAUAAGAAAAUGGAUAUAGUUUAUUCUAUGGAUAGUUCCAUAGUAAAAAUGUGGGAAAAAAAUAGUGGUAAAUUAUAUACAUCUAUAGAAGCACAACAUGAUUUUAAUGAUAUGUGUAUUAUACCAAAUACAGGAAUGCUUUUAAUUGCUAAUGAACAUACAAAAAUACAAACAUUCUAUGUUCCAUCUCUUGGUCCAGCUCCCUCAUGGUGUAGUUUUCUGGAUAAUCUUACAGAAGAACUAGAAGAAUUAAAUUAUGAAAUAAUCUAUGAUGAUUAUAAAUUUAUAACUGAGAAAGAUUUGGAUGAAUUAGGUCUUUCACAUUUAAAAGGCACCAAUCUUCUUAGAGCUUACAUGCAUGGUUAUUUUAUAGAUAUGCGAUUAUAUAGAAAAGCAAGAGACGUAAUGAAACCAUUUGAAUUUGAACAAUAUAAAAAGAAGAAAAUACAACAAAAAAUAGAAGAAACUUGCAGUAGUAGAGUACAGAUUCAAAAAAUACCAAUUGUAAAUAAAGAACUUGCAUUAAAAUUAAUGGAUAAUGAAACAAAUGAGAAAAAAAAAAGAAAAAGUUCUUCUAAUCUUCUAACAGAUGAACGUUUUAAAGAAUUGUUUAUUAAUCCAGAUUUUCAAGUAGAUAAAACUUCAGAAGAGUACUUAUUAUUAAAUCCUGUCAUUUCACAACUCAGUAAGAGUAAAGCAAAGAAGCUAAAGGCCAAAGAAGCUGAAAAAGAAAUAGAAGAAAGAAUAGAAAUUGAUGAUGUGGAAAACGAACACUAUGAUAAUAGUUCAGAUGAAAGUUUUAUCCAUGAUGAUAGUAGUUCAGAAGAUGAAAAAUUAUGGGUUAAAGAAGUGAAAAAUCAAUACCGAUUGAUAAAGAAGAAUGAAAAACGAAUACAAGAAAAUAAUGAUGAAUAUGUUGAGAAUGAACCUCAACUUUAUGAAAUUAAAGAAAAUGUAGAAUUCAAAGAUGCAAAACCUAUAGCAAAAAAGCAAAACAAGACUACUUUAGGAGAAAGAUUGAAAAAUCAUGAAAAUAAUGAUAUUAAAAUUUCUGCUUCUCGUGGAAACAGAGAAAUAACUUUUAUUAGUGAAAAGAAUAAACAAACAAAACGAAGAAAGUUACAUGUGGAGAGGCAUGGAGAAGGAUAUAAACAUCUAUUAAGACCAGCAGGAAUUUUGAAAAGGAUGAAACGUUAAUAUUUAUUGUAAUUAUUUUAUUAAAUAUUAAAUAAUUAUUUUUUUUUAAAUAAAAAUAUCUUUAUC
Molecule: messenger RNA, 2216 nt
Organism: Apis laboriosa (Himalayan honeybee)
Lineage: Eukaryota; Metazoa; Arthropoda; Insecta; Hymenoptera; Apidae
Gene: l(2)34Fd
Product: nucleolar protein 10
Exons: 11
Coding region: 114-2150 (678 amino acids)
Biological process (GO): maturation of SSU-rRNA from tricistronic rRNA transcript (SSU-rRNA, 5.8S rRNA, LSU-rRNA)
Cellular component (GO): nucleolus; 90S preribosome; small-subunit processome
Molecular function (GO): protein binding
Source: RefSeq, a predicted model, not a curated record